GGAAAAGCUUUACGGUUCUUACAAACCAAGAUGGCCGCAUCGCUGGCUCGGCUCAGUUAGUGAUGAAACCUGGACUGACCUGUACAGAUACCCUUCAAACACCGCCCUGAAGUGACAGCUAUUUUGUCUGCCAGCAUGGCCUUAGCAUCAAGAAGGAUUUUUUUAUCCAGGACUAUGUGGAUGCGUUUGGCUGCUUUCACUAGGAAGGCUCUGGGACCUGAUGCAGCUGUAUAUUGUGCUUGCAACAAAUCUACUUAUUCCGCUCUUCCUGAUGACUAUAAUUGUAAAGUGGAACUUGCUAUGACAUCCGAUGGGAAGACGAUUGUUUUUUAUCAUCCUUCAUUGGACAUUCCAUAUGAACACACAAAACCCAUUCCACAACUAGAUCCAGUGAAUUAUAAAGAAGAAACUCAUGAUCAGGUGUUGAAACACAGAUUAGAAGCAGAGCAGCUCAAGAACAAGCCAGGUCCUACAAUUGAGGAGCUUAGUAAAAUGUUUUACACAACAAAACAUCGGUGGUAUCCUGUUGGGCAGUACCACACAAGACGCAAGAAAACAAAUACCCCCAAAGACAGGUGAACAUGAUCUUUGCCUGUCAUCUUUACAGUCAUGGAAAAUAACCCCUCAACAGGUGGGAUUCUUCAAACAUAUAUGUAUGCGUAUUAUGUUUUCAUUAAAGUAUUUCUAACUAAAAA
Elgaria multicarinata webbii is the source of this 695-nucleotide messenger RNA. RefSeq names its product mitochondrial ribosomal protein L42 (gene MRPL42). The transcript is spliced from 6 exons. The record is from RefSeq and is a predicted model, not a curated record. Gene Ontology annotation, cellular component: mitochondrial large ribosomal subunit. The coding region runs from base 136 to 579 and encodes 147 amino acids. NCBI's taxonomy places the organism in Eukaryota, Metazoa, Chordata, Lepidosauria, Squamata, Anguidae.